CUGAGGGGGCCACGUCUGAUUUGUAUUCCCAUUUAAAAGGGACCUUGAGUUCGAUCCAAAGGAUUAAUCGACAAAGCCCAAAACGAGGGAAAUAUAUCAUCUCAAAUUCACCCACUCGGACGCGUGCACUCGUAACUUUUUGGGCAAAUAUUUUUCUUUAUUUUUGUUCCAGUGUAAAUGCAAGCAACUGAAUACGCUGAUUGUUCCGAUCUUCAGUCUUUGGAAGACCUGUCUUUUUAUUUUGACGAGAAUAAAAUUAAAGAAGCCAAAGUAGCCUUUCGUCGUCCACUCAAGCGAAGCAGUCACUCAGCGGGAGUAAGGAACAAAGACGUCAGUGCCAACAACUGAAGUGCUCACCGGUGUUGCCGCCACACUUGGGUCUCACUUUACAGUUUCUGAAAGCAAUACUUACAAAAGUAAUACCUACCUUUAAUACCCGCAUAUUGUGCAUUAACAGCAUUUGAAAUACGUGAGUUGGAAACAUCGUACAGAGAAGUUUGAGAAGUCAGCGUCAGUCCAGGAGCCUACUUUCCACAGACUCGUGUCUUGAAACUCUAAUUGGAGGACGUAUUAAUAUAUGUAUAUUCUUGUUUUCCAAGUUGUCAACUUUAAUAUACUCAACUGACAGCUAAAUAACAGCGAAUAUAUACUGUGGGGAAUGUCCUCUGACAAGUAAGAUCAACGUCCGUGACUGGAGUUGCCAUACCAUUGUUCUGUUUUGGAGAGGAUCCCUUUGUUUGCUACGACCGAGAUGAGCCUCAACGUUUCAUCACCCGCAUUUCCACCACGUCUGAAGCGUGUGGAUUUCGAAGAUUCCCAAAACACUGACACCUUUAAAUGCAAGCGACGCAGACUCAACCAGCCACCCUCCCCUGGACUGGCCCCCUGUCUCCGACCUCUGACCCAAACCUCUGAUCAUGUGGGGUCAGAGAAACACUGUGUGUCCUGCAUUGGACCCUACAUUCUGCUGGAAGCCACUGAAGGUGCUCAAACAUACCGAGCUGUGCACCGCGUCACAGAACAGGAGUACACUUGCAAGGUGUUUUCUAUGAAGAAGUACCAGGAGCUUAUUGCCCCCUACACUCGUCUGUCACCCCACAACAACAUCAGCAAAAUAUCUGAGAUGGUGAUGGGGGAGCACAAUGUCUACGUCUUCUUUGAGCGCAACUACGGCGACAUGCAUUCGUAUGUACGCACGUGUAAGAAGCUUCAGGAGGAGGAGGCAGUGUGUCUCUUUAGACAGAUGGCAGCAGCAGUAGCACACUGUCAUGAACAUGGCGUUGUUCUAAGAGACCUCAAGCUACGCAAGUUUGUCUUCACUGAUUCUGAGAGAACAAAACUGGUCUUGCAGAACCUGGAGGACUCUUGUCUUUUGCACGGAGAUGAUGAUUCUCUCACAGACAAACAUGGCUGCCCAGCUUACGUUGGUCCAGAGAUUCUAAACUCACGGAGCUCAUACUCAGGAAAGGCCGCAGAUGUGUGGAGUCUGGGUGUUGUACUCUAUACCAUGUUGGUGGGACGUUACCCCUUUCAGGAUGUAGAACCAGCAGCGCUGUUUAGCAAAAUCCGCAAGGGUACAUUCACAAUCCCAGACACUCUUUCUCCAAGGGCCAAGUCCCUAGUGUGUUGCAUGCUGAGGAAGUCACCCUCAGAGAGACUGGAGGCAGCCGACAUCUUGCUUCAUCCAUGGCUCCAUUGCACAAACACAACAAACCCUAGUCAGUACCUCUGCACAAGAAACUCUACUGACCAGGUGGUCCCUGACUUUGAGAAGAACGAAGACGGUGACCAUUACUAAUCUAAAUGAGCUCUGGCUCACCUACCGAUAUACACGUGCAAGAGGAGCGUAACCUAAUGAGGGAUUGCUACAGAGGGUAAACAUAGUUCAAGGGCAAAGCACAGAAAAACAGAUUCCAUAGCUGGUGCUGAACAUUGCUUUCUGUCAUCAAGCAAAAAAAAAACAAAAAACAUGAACAUCCGUGAGGUAUUCCACCAGGUCACUGGCCUUUCAUAAUGAUUGCAUUAUGUUUUUUUUGUUGUUGUUGUUGUUUUUUUUUUAUAUCCAUCCUAAAGAGGCCUAUUCAGUAGCACAACAAAUGUGCCCAACCUCUCUGCUUUAGUUCUUAUGCUGUUUGAAAAGGCUACUUCCCAAAAAGACUUCUCAAAGAAGUAGAGUUCACAAGACUUUUGCUAAAACGUUCAGGUUAACAGUGUUGUUCAAAGCCUCACCCUUUGUAUAAGUUAUAUAUGAUGCUCUAAGUUGUACAGAUCCAAAUGACUUUCUGAUAUGUCUUAACUUGAAUCCUGGGAUACUUGAUGCACAGUAUGUGCCUUUGUUUUGUACUGUUUACAUAUUUUGCAGUGGCAAAUCUGGAUAAGACCAUUUAAUGUGCCUUCAUCAUUGACAGUUGGUGUUCUGGAGUUAGUUGGACUCAUACCUUUGGAGUGCUCGGCCAAAGAUUUUUUUUUUUUUCACUGGCAUAGUUGUGUGGAGUUACAAAAGCUGGGCUUAAGUGCUCAUGUUUGCUUUUCCUUUUGAAGGGUUUAAAGGGAGUUCUGUAUCCCUUACCAGUUGGAAAUAAUUGUGUCCUGUAAAACUUCACAAAAGACCACGUUAGUCAGAACCAGGGUUUGGAUUUCUCUGUGAAUAUGUUGUGACGUCAUUGUAGACAUGGUGAUUUAGUUGGUAGAUAAGUAAUAACCUAAAUCGUGAAUGCUGUCUGUAUUUCACAUGUUCAUUGAAACUGGUUUGACCCUGAAGGAAACAGUGCUAUUCUUGACUGUGCACCACUGUGAACUUCCAUGUAAUGGUAAGGUGGUGUCUAACUGUUCAGCAGGAGAAACAAAGGCAUUACAUAUGUUGUCAGUAACAAUGCCUGCACGCAAUGCUUUGAUCCUUAUUUGUUCAUUAAACUACUUGUGAAUUUGUAAAUAUUCUUUUUUUGUAACAAAGGAAAGAAAAAACACUACAUUUCUUUUCCUCGUGUUUAGAGGUUUGGUGUACAUUUUUAACAAGUAUUUUGUUGUUGCCAGUAAAAAAAAAUAAAAAUGAAAAACUCAGUUGA
Molecule: messenger RNA, 3065 nt
Organism: Chanos chanos (milkfish)
Lineage: Eukaryota; Metazoa; Chordata; Actinopteri; Gonorynchiformes; Chanidae
Gene: trib3
Product: tribbles pseudokinase 3
Exons: 4
Coding region: 752-1798 (348 amino acids)
Biological process (GO): regulation of MAP kinase activity; positive regulation of proteasomal ubiquitin-dependent protein catabolic process; protein phosphorylation
Cellular component (GO): nucleus
Molecular function (GO): mitogen-activated protein kinase kinase binding; protein kinase activity; ATP binding
Source: RefSeq, a predicted model, not a curated record